Molecule: messenger RNA, 709 nt
Organism: Solea senegalensis (Senegalese sole)
Lineage: Eukaryota; Metazoa; Chordata; Actinopteri; Pleuronectiformes; Soleidae
Gene: hbae5
Product: hemoglobin, alpha embryonic 5
Exons: 3
Coding region: 194-625 (143 amino acids)
Biological process (GO): hydrogen peroxide catabolic process; oxygen transport
Cellular component (GO): blood microparticle; hemoglobin complex; haptoglobin-hemoglobin complex
Molecular function (GO): haptoglobin binding; oxygen carrier activity; peroxidase activity
Source: RefSeq, a predicted model, not a curated record
CAGGCUGAUAUCGGGCUUGUUGGCACGCGGCCACAGUGACCACUCUAUCAGAGGUGGAGGUCCGGGCGCGACCUGCGUCAGAAGGACGCGGUUUGGCACGCGCUCGCGUGGGUGUGACCGCGCGGGCAACUGAAUUUAAGAAGACCCGACACCGUCCGAGAUUUUCAGGUAUCGACAGAGAACCGAAGCAAACAUGAGUCUCACCGACAACGACAUAGCCACCGUCAAGGCUAUCUGGCCCAAAAUCGCCAAGGUGGCGAAUGAAGUUGGUCCAGAAUCUCUGGCCAGGAUGCUGUGCAUCUACCCCCAGACCAAGAUCUACUUCUCCCACUGGUCAGACCUGAGCAUCCAAUCCACCAAGGUCAAGGAGCACGGUGUGGUGAUCAUGAAAGGCCUGAGCUUGGCCGUGGAGAAGAUAAACGACAUGGCCAACGGCCUGCAGGACCUCAGCCAGAAGCACGCCUUCCAGAUGAGAGUGGACCCGGCAAACUUCAGGUUGCUGUCCCAGUGCAUUCACGUGGUGCUCGCCAAGAGGUUCAAGGCAGAGUACACUCCUGAGGUUCACCUCGCCAUGGACAAGUUCCUGAGCAACGUGGCCCUGGCCAUCGCUGAGAAAUACCGUUAACACGGAGGAGCUCAGACUGAGAACAAUUACCCAAGCUCAAUUUAAAUGUUUGAGAAUGACAUAAAAUAAAUGAAGCAAAAUGCA